CUCGUAACCCGCAAGAUCUUGGACGAGACAAGCUAAACGAAGCUCGAGAGAGCAUGGAAAAGGUGGUGAGUCCCACGGUAGCCUCUCGGGCUCUCUUUCUCGUCCUCGGCCUCCUCCUCCUCCUCUUCCUCUCGGUGGAGAUCGCGGAGGGGAAGAAGAAGGUGAGCAUACCCGACGACCUCGACGACGUGGUGGACGAGGAGGAGGACGAGGAUUGGAAGCAAUGGGGAAAGAAGAAGAGCUCUUCCGCGCCGCUGCCGCCGCCACCGGACUUCUCCCGGAUGAACCCGGUGGAGAUCCAGGCCGAGAUAAUGAAGCGCCACACUGGCCCCUCCUACGGGUUCGUCAAGCUCCGGCCUGGCACGGGACGCACCAGGGAGGAUGUACCACAGAUUGCUAUGAGAUGGAGCAAAGUUCUAAGGACUGGAUCUGUUGAGGCCAAGUUCAUGGCUGUUGAUCUUAGUACCAUCAUGUUCAUGAUGGAGAGGGGACAAGAUGUAGAAGAGUUGAAAGAGUUUAUCCUGAGCCAGCCAGAGGCAUAUGAAAUGAAGAUUGGAGAUCAAGUGUAUCGAAGACCUGGAGAUCCUCCUCUGGAUGAAGUUUUUGAGAUGUCGCAGAGGAAAAAAACUGAUGCUGAUGGCCAUGAUCCCUCUGAAGACCUGCAAAUUUCCAGAGACGAGUUGUAGAUUUUCAUCACUUGUGUUUCUAUUUUGCCCAGGGAACAAACAGAAUAUAGCAUCACACAAAAGCUUUACGGUUUCUGCGAGAUUUCUCUGGUUUGUAUGUUAUUUUCUCUUUAGACACCGAUCUUUGCAUUUUCAAGAAAAGGGGAGAAGAGAAAAGCCUGAAGUUCUGUACCCUUUUGAAGU
Messenger RNA from Phoenix dactylifera (date palm), 869 nucleotides. Its product is annotated as LDL receptor wingless signaling/trafficking chaperone. The record is from RefSeq and is a predicted model, not a curated record. Gene Ontology annotation, biological process: protein folding. NCBI's taxonomy places the organism in Eukaryota, Viridiplantae, Streptophyta, Magnoliopsida, Arecales, Arecaceae.